This is a messenger RNA of Hemibagrus wyckioides, 2879 nucleotides long. RefSeq names its product versican core protein-like. The transcript is spliced from 5 exons. NCBI's taxonomy places the organism in Eukaryota, Metazoa, Chordata, Actinopteri, Siluriformes, Bagridae. The coding region runs from base 193 to 714 and encodes 173 amino acids. The record is from RefSeq and is a predicted model, not a curated record.
UAGAAUCGUUUACAGGAGGUUCGGUUUCGUUUCAGCUCAGUGAACGUUGCUCUAUUCUGCUGCGUGUUUCCGUGGAUUUCCUUGUCAGCGUGCCUGAGACGCGUUUUCUGAAAUCGCGGAUUAUAAUCGCGGUGUUUUUCCUUCUCGGAGGAGGAGACCUGCACAAACUUAUGUAGAGACGUUCAGGGCAUCAUGACCUCCUUUUUUUCCAUUUGCAUUGUGUGGACUGCCGCCUGCAUCGGCGUCCUCUAUGCAGAACUUCAGAUCGUUGUGUCUGCUCAAGAGAGGUCUACAGUUGUCCUGCCGUGUACACUGAGAGUGGUGAGUGAAACACCUUAUAUUCGGUGGAGCACCGAUAAGGAGGUGUUUGAGCGGAGUGGUAAAGAGUCGUUUCAGGGUGAUGGAUAUCAAGACCGCGUGGACGUUCCUGAGGUCCAGCUGCUUAAAGGGGACUGUUCCUUGGUGUUGCAUAAUCUGACACUUGCAGAUAAGGGUGUGUACAAGAGCUACCAGGCAGUGACACGCAUGAAAAGAUCUGCCCUUGUGCGUGAGAAAUGGGAGCUGAUCAACAGUGUUGAGCUGUCAGUGGAUGGAAAAAGAACAAAUCAGAGGAGGUUACCUGAAAUAUCACUUCCCACAGGUGAUGCAAGAAUGAACUGGCCUCACCCACUGGUCACGGUCUUGUCCCUCCUCUCUUGUUUUCUCUUCCGCUAGUCUAUGAAGAAAUGUGAGUGAGACACAGACUGUGUGUUGCAUUUCAACACCCACUAAUAAAAGCUACUAAGUUACGCCUAAACCAAUGCAAGCUAAAGCAUGUUCACAACACAAAGUCACUAGAAGUUCUUGAGGGGUCCAUGGGAACAGUGGAAAUUCAGUAAAAGCAGUUGCUUUGAUGUGAUCUUGAAAACUGCUUGACUGUCACUAACAUCUGUUAAAAAGGGAAUGGAUUUGUGUCUUUUUAAAAUAAAAUUGUGUCAGGUUUAACAUCAACAAAACCUAUUGGCCAGGUCUCUAAAUUGGCAACACUGGUACUGACCAAUCAAGGCCCAUGUUUAAUUCAUAUUACUACACAGAAAUCUGGUUAUGCUAGCAACUUUAAUGUUAAAACAUAAAAACAUUGAGCUUAAUGUAAAUAUAAAGCUCUCAGUACAGCCACCCUUACAAAAAAGACUGCUUGGGGUAGAACCUCCCAGGACCUACUUCUGGAGCCGGUCGUGGGGGUCAUGACCGCAGGUGAGCAUCUGGUGACUGGGCCACCCACUUGACACAGUGAGGCUCAGCCUGAAAUGGUGAGUAAAAACACCUUGUGGGUUCACCAAAUGCAAAUGAAAUGAUAGUAGUCAGAUGGAACACCAAAUUAUAAACUACUAAACCAUAAAUUAUUAGUAUACUAAUGUAUUUUUAUGUAGACAGAUGUAGAUGUUUGGUGUGUUUCAUAGACUACAUUGUGUGCAAUGAUUUGUGGAGAAUUUCUCGAAUCCAAAUUGGGUUAAAUCUCACAUAGCAAAAACCUACAAAAGCCUAAACUCCUCUGUCAUGAAAAUGUCAGGAAACUCACAACAUGGAAAUGUAGUUAAAAUGUUAAAAGUGAAAAGCCUAAUUGUAGAACCUAUUUGUACAUGAAGUAUAACACAAUAUCUAAAUUGUGAAAAAAGAUCAGAUUAUUAGAUUGUGAUAUUCAUUCCUGGCAAAAGUAUAAAAUCCUGCAAAGCUUUUGACAUUUCCAGUUGGUUCCGCUUUGCAUAACUCCUAAAUAGCUUUCUGCACUUAGAAUCUGGAGAAGGGCAUGGUUAUUGGUGCCUGAUUGGCAGGGUUAAGGAUUUCAGAAACUGCUGAUAUCCAGCAGUGAUAUUCACACACAACAGUUUCUAGAGUUGUAGAGAAUGGUAAAAAUAAAAAGCUUUGUUUGAGCAACAGUUUUCUGAGCAGAAACUGCUUGUGGAUAAAAGAGAUCAGAGGAAAAUGGCCAGAUUAGUUCAAGCUAGCAGGAAGAUAUAGUAACUCAAAAAGUCACUGUUAAUGCUCAGAAAAGCAUCUCAGCAUGCACAAAACAUCAGGCCAUGAGGUGGACGGACAGUUUCUUGGACAGAAGAUUAGGAAAAAGUCACAUGGUCUUUUUGUUCUUGACUGACAAGUGAGGAACCUGACAUUCUGCUGUUGUAGCUCAUUCAUCUCAAGGUUCACUGUGUUGUGGGAUCUUGGAUGCUCACUACAGCUAUAAAAAGUGCUUAUUUAAGUUACUAGAGAUUUUCUGUCAGCUCAGAUCGGUCUGCUUAUUCUCAGAUCUCUCUCUUCAACAAGGUGUUUCAGCCUGCAGACCCUCUGCUUGUGUUUGUACCAUUCUUUGUAAAUUCAGAAAGUGUAGUUUCUGAUCUAUUCAAACCAGCCCAUCUGGUACUGACAUUCAUGCUAAAGUACAGGUGUUCCUAUUAAAAUGACUAGUGUGUGUAUAAUUCAUAAAUCUUUGCAAAUCUUUCUCUAGAUAUAUAUCGUAGAAGCAGAAGCUCAAGUGUAUAUUAGAAAUGUAUCCGCCAGAAUGCUGUCCUCAGGUAGAAUGUAUGUUGUGUGACAGGCUGACAAGUUGAUUUGUAGAGUGAUGUGUUUGUACAGAGUGUAUUCCAUAUAUUCAUUUGUAUUAUAACAAAAAUAAUCUUAUGGUUAUAAUGUUAUUGUUCAGUUUUAAAUUGCCCUGGAUUUUACUGUGAUGUAAUUAAUGACAAUAAAAUUGUCAAUAAAAUAAAAAUAAAACAAUGUCCAUUGUUAAAAAAAAAUUGAAUUUAAAAAAUAAAAGCACUUUGCUGGAAACUUGAUAAGGAAUAAUGUGCAUGUGCCCGGGACUGUUAUUAAUUACUAGGAAUUAAAGUUUUGUUUGAAGUUUU